Molecule: messenger RNA, 492 nt
Organism: Achroia grisella
Lineage: Eukaryota; Metazoa; Arthropoda; Insecta; Lepidoptera; Pyralidae
Product: NADH dehydrogenase [ubiquinone] 1 beta subcomplex subunit 4-like
Exons: 2
Coding region: 74-424 (116 amino acids)
Cellular component (GO): mitochondrion
Source: RefSeq, a predicted model, not a curated record
GUCAAUGUCAAAUUAAUAAAUUUUAUUAUAUUCCAUAUUCGAAUUUUGUUUUCUUCUUUAUAAUUAUAACGAAAUGGCCAAUAAUUACGGCCUAUCAGAUGCCGAGUUUAAUCUUAUUAAACAGCAGGCUUCUCGGCGUGCCGAGUUGCGUAAAGAAUUUAUAAAGCAACGUACCAAUCCUUGGAAACAUGCUUCAGAGUCUGGCUAUGUUUUUGAUCCAGCUCUUCAGAAAUUUAUAUCAAUGAAAGUCACUCAGUUCGAUAACUUUACUCCGAACCCGAGGACCAGUUUAUUUGGAUUUUGUGCUAUAAUUAUUCCUAUGGUUAGUUAUGGAUAUUUAAUCUGGAACGAUCGUAACAAACAGGAACAGAAGAUCAGGUCUGGAGAACUCCGUUACAGAGAAAGGAAGUUCAAAUUUGCAUAAAUGUGUAAACAUUUCAUUCAUAUUUUGUAGUAUAUUGUGAAUAAUAAAUAAAUAAUUUAAAAUUAACA